GCAACCCGUGUAAAAAACAUUAACAUCCGGCGGCGUCAUCACCUCUGAGAACGUUUAGCCUCGUAUUUUAUAUUUGUUCAUUUCACACAGCGACAAAAAUGCCAACACUGUGUUCAGCAUACAACUGCAAAAAUCGCGGUCCCAAAGCUGAUGUAGGAUUUUUUAGUUUCCCCAAAAAUGACCCUGAAAGACGCAAGCGAUGGAUUAUUAAUAUGAAGUGGAAAGACUGGAAUCCGCAACACCACCACCGUGUGUGCUCCAUUCACUUUGAAGACAAGUACAUUUGCCGGAUGGACAAACGUCAACGUCUCACGCCAGACGCAGUCCCGACCAUUUUUGACUUCCCAGAGAACUUUCAAAAGAAGAAGGCAUCCAUCCACCCACAGAGUAGAAGAGCCAGGAGUGAUGGGUUGCCAGAGAAGUAUACUGCUGCCCAUGCUGUUACAGUGGCUGAACCAGUCACAACACCAAGCCCCACCAUCACAUCAGAGACAAGCAAGCCGGCUAAAGACAAUGCUAAAGCUCCAGAAAAAGUUACCUCUUCAAGUUGGUAUAUCCAUGUAGAUGAAGAAAUCCAAAUGGCUGAAUCCCUCCCAGGUUUCUUCCACAGUGAUUACUGUCUACCACAUAGUAUUCGCUGGGGAUUCAAAGAUGAUGUUGCCCCGAAGGUGGCAUGUGAGAACAUGGAGUUCCAACUUCCACCUCUCAAGCACAUAAUAGAGAUCACAGAGGCAUGGGAGUGGCUGGGUAUGGACAUUAGAGGGCCACUGCCCCUAACACCGAACGGACACCAGUACGUUCUGACCUUGACAGACUUCUACUCCAAAUGGGUGGAGGCCUUCCCCCUGAAAGGUUGUAGCUCUACUGAGGUAGCGCAGCAUGUCGCUGAAGUCAUCUCUCACUUUGGAUUCCCUUUUGGAAUCCUUGUUCGACUAAAGAGGAAGUUUACCAGUAAGAUCAACCUUGCCUUAAACAGUCAUCUGAAGCUGAGGGGGUUCUCUCUCUUAUACCGUCAUCGGCAAGUUGGAUCACUGGAUCUGGCCACACAGACCCUGAUCAGCAGGAUGGUGUCUGAUCUUGUGAAGGACCAUCCAGACAACUGGGAUGUCUGCCUCCCUGCAAAGGUGUUCAGCCUGUGUUUCAAGGAGCACCCCAAGACCAAGCAGAGACCUUUCUCUCUGCUGUGCUGCAAAGGACCUCAGCCGGUCACCACCCCUAGGGAUCUGUCUUUCAGUCCUGCAGAGCUCAGAGAGAGUUCCUUUGCAAUCCAGUCAAAUCAAGAGGGUGGUCAUGACACUGAUCCGCAAGACAUCGUUGGCAUUGAAUCUGGAAAGGAAACAGCUGGAAAGAGCACUGUUACGAGAGUCUCCUUUUUAAGAAGCAACACCGAGAGUAACAACAACACUGACGGUAACACAUAUGGUAACCCGGACAGUCGCACGGAGGGUAACCCCGACGGUAGCACGGAGGGUAACCCCGACGGUAGCACGGAGGGUAACCCCGACGGUAGCACGGAGGGUAACCCCGACGGUAGCACGGAGGGUAACGCCGACGGUAGCACGGAGGGUAACGCCGACGGUAGCACGGAGGGUAACGCCGACGGUAGCACGGAGGGUAACGCCGACGGUAGCACGGAGGGUAACGCCGACGGUAGCACGGAGGGUAACGCCGACGGUAGCACGGAGGGUAACGCCGACGGUAGCACGGAGGGUAACGCCGACGGUAGCACGGAGGGUAACACCAACAGUGAGCGAUCCUCUGAAGAACAUCAUGCCAUGGAAAACUGAAUAAUUGAUUGGAUGAGCGCUCUAUCGGGGGUGUAGUUUUUAUUUUUAUCAUUUUGAUUAGAAACACUUGUCUUAUGGUUGUUUGGCUGGUGUACUGGGUCAUGAUUGUUACACAGGAGGAUGAUAGGAGUUUAUGAACCAACUGGAUCAAUUCAAAAUCAGUCAAAACAUAAUGCAUAGCAUCAUAGAUGAUGGAAUAGUGAUAAGCUUAUCCUAAAAGCAAUGUCUUUAUUUUUCACUGUAAACUUUUUUUUUCUUCCAGUAAAUGAAUCCAAACAUG
This is a messenger RNA of Oncorhynchus tshawytscha (Chinook salmon), 2067 nucleotides long. RefSeq lists its product as uncharacterized. The record is from RefSeq and is a predicted model, not a curated record. The coding region runs from base 99 to 1787 and encodes 562 amino acids. The transcript has 12 exons. Gene Ontology annotation, molecular function: sequence-specific DNA binding. Gene Ontology annotation, biological process: DNA integration. NCBI's taxonomy places the organism in Eukaryota, Metazoa, Chordata, Actinopteri, Salmoniformes, Salmonidae.